Thunnus maccoyii (southern bluefin tuna) is the source of this 2987-nucleotide messenger RNA. RefSeq names its product myelin-associated glycoprotein-like. The record is from RefSeq and is a predicted model, not a curated record. The transcript has 13 exons. The coding region runs from base 284 to 1459 and encodes 391 amino acids. Lineage: Eukaryota; Metazoa; Chordata; Actinopteri; Scombriformes; Scombridae.
GAAGAGUCCACCCCUUGAUUUCUGCACCAUUAACUCUACUGCUAUUGUCUCGGUUUUCAGAGGAAGUGGCACACUCCCCACACAAAGAAACAUAAAGGUAUUCUUCUUGCAAUUCAGCUUGCAGUUUUUUCUGUUGCCUUUAGAGUUCGUAUCUUUGUCAAAUCCAAAAAAGCACACCACAGGUCAUCACUCUGAGGGAAGUAUUUUUAGCCCGUACAAACAGCUCUGACCAGCCAGACAGCAGCUUCACCAGUACAACACACUUGCAACAAGUCAGAGAAGUAUGGAGAACGAGACAAAGAUGAUGAUAUUCUGUCUGCUUUUGGCAGCUCUUUGCAGCCCUGUGUUUACUGGAGAGUGGACGGCAACUAUUCCAAAAGACCUUGACGCCCUGGUUACAUCCUGUGUCGUGAUACCCUGUUCAUUCACCCAUGCUAAAGAAAGGCUGCCCCAUUCCAGACUCAGGGGGAGCUGGCAUAGUACAAAAAACAAAGAUGACUGCAUCUAUCAUGAGGAUCAGACGCAGAUCGUGGAAAACUUUCGGGGCCGCACACAGUUGUUGGGAAAUUUGGGCGAAGGAAACUGCACCUUGCUAAUGACUGAAAUUAAAGAUCAUGAUAAUGGCCCUUUCUGUUUUCGGAUUGAAUUAGUACCAACAGGGACUGAAACAUCCAAAAUUGACAAGUUCUCCUUUGUUAACGAUUGCGUCCUCUUUAAAAUGAUCACUGAACCUCCAAAACCAACUCUGAUUCACCCAAAGACAGCAGUUCAAGGUCGUCCCUACACCAUCACCUGUUCAGUCCGCCAUACCUGCCCCUCCCAUAUACCUAAACUCACAUGGAGCAGAGGCACUGCAGAUGAUAUCAAUGAACUUCACAGAGAAAUUCAUGGUGGCUUCUGGGAGGUUCAGUCCACUCUGAUUGUCAUCCCUGAGGAGAAGGACGACCACACAGACAUCACCUGCACAGCCAAAUUUAAUGGACCGAAGACAUCCACUGAAAAAAUGACACUUUAUAUAAAACGUAAAGAAAACUAUAACCACAUCAUCAUUCCUGCAGUAGUAGGGAUCGGCACUGCUGUGAUCUUUGGAGGCCUCUGCAUUUUCAUGAUGAAAAAAUACAAGAAUCGCAUUGCAGAGCUCCAAAAUCAGGAAGGCAGCAUGUGGAACCGGCUUUCCAGGAUGUCUCGCAGGAUUCGUUCUGAUGGCCCAGGACCAUCUCAUACUGAUCGAAGAAGAUCUAUUUGGAGCAGAUUUUCGAGAAGGCCUAAUGCUGACAGGUCAGAUUUGGAUCAUAUGCCCAAUAACGAAAGUUCAAAAUCCGGUGCCUACCAGAAAACCUCCAAGCCUCGUUUCCCAUCCCCCAAAAGCCAGCCAAAAUCCUACAAUUACAAAGAGGACCUUGAUGAUGGUGAUGAUUACAUAAAUACUGCCGACCUCAACGUGUAUGGAAACCUCUGAAAAAAGAAAAGCAUUUGUACCCACAGCAACCAACAAACCAAUCAUGCUUACAAUGAUCAUUUGUAUUAAGUCCAUUUACUGCUAGCAGUUUUGUUCUCUUCCAUUAAUUAUAAUAAUAACUUUAUUUGUAUAGCACCUUUCAUACAAAAAAAAUGCAGCUCAAAGUACUUCACAGCAAAGGAAAUUACACACACAAAGUAAUUUACAUUAAGCACAAUAUAUCUAAUUCUGUCACUGUAACUUUAUGUUUAAAUAUACAAUAUUAUAUAUAGAAUGUUUUUGAAUGGCUGCCAUUAUGUUUCUGCAUAACUGUAAGUAUGCCAUGUUUAGGCAUGGUGUCACCAAUGUUGGUCCUAAUCAAAAUGCCACAGUGAUUUUGAAUUAAAUAAUCUGAUAAUAAGAUGAGGAGAUUGAUACCACUCUUCUGGCUGUCUGUUAAAUGUAAGGCCACAGCCAGCAUCUUAGCCAACAAGCACAUCUUACACUCAUUGUUAACAUGCUGUUAAUUAGAUAUAUUUUAAAGAGCUGGAAGGCAGUUAGCUGUUUACAGCUGUUUUUAUGCUUGGCUGAGCUCCAUUAAUAUCUAUUUGCUAGUGCUAAUGCUAGUGUAUUUUAUAUUUCACAAUCAUUUGCAAGAAUGUUUCCAUGUACUAGCAAUGUAAACCAAGUUUGGUCAGAUACAUGGAUUUCAUUAUAGAAUUUAAAAACCCUCCUUGUGGCAAAUAUCCUCCACCCACGUUUUUGGGGAAGUUAGGCUACUUAAAAUGAUGCGUGGCCAGGGACUUUUGCUAAAGGUGGUGGAACUCUUCAUAAACAUUCAACUCUAGUGGUAAGUCAUUUUAGUCUUUUAAAAAAAGCUACAUAAAAGAAAAUUUUCAGCAUUCUUAAAGUGUUAUUAGUUAAUAUGCUGAAACACUGUAUUUUAAAGCAUUUGAUCAAAUUCAUGUAUCUAUUUUUUUGUGAUAUCAUUGCUUCUGCAUAGUGACAAAAAGUAGCACAGACUGGUUUUUAUUAGAAAUCUGACACAGUUUAGACUAAAUUUAAGCGCAGCCAAGCUCAAGAAAUCACAGACUUGCAUGUUACAAAAAUAUCUGUCUCUGUCUUACAAUUCAAAAACAAAAUGUAAAAUUCUGAUUCCUGUGGGGGAGAAAUGCACAAAAUAAUAUUUCUUAAUAGCCUGAGAUCAUUUUGCUUGUAACCAUGAGUGUCUCAGGAGUUUUCUCUUCCUGUUUUUCUUUUUUAUACCAUAUUGCCUAUAGCAAUAACUGGCCUGAACUUAGAACACUCAAAUUUUAAGUAAAGCAGUUUAACCGCUUUAGAAAGAAGUGAAAUUAUCUCAGUCUAUUUACAAAAUUGGUGUAUGUUUUUAGAUGUAACAUAAUGUGGUUUGUUUUUUUUAAGUGCCUUUAGAUUGUGUGUUUUCUAUGGCAUUUCUGUGAUAAAAAACAAAAACAAAACAUGUAUCUCAUUAUGUUAUUUGCUGUUAUGUUAUUUGUUAUUAAUAUACUUAAUAUACUGUUUGUCUGCA